This is a messenger RNA of Cooperia oncophora, 576 nucleotides long. The record is from the annotation of a GenBank genome assembly. Lineage: Eukaryota; Metazoa; Nematoda; Chromadorea; Rhabditida; Trichostrongylidae.
AUGGAAUCGACACAAUUGAACUGUCAAUGCAAAAUCAUGAUCAAGUGCUCAACAGCUCUCAGCCGAUCUUUGAAGAGUCUGCUCGCGUUUUUUAAACGAGAAAAUCCCCAAGCCAGUGUUGUUGCGGCGAUCGUCGCACAGUGUAACGCGCAGGCAGAUGUAGGUGAUAAAUACUAUGUGAACAAAUAUCCAACGAUGAAAGUUUUCGUCAAUGGGGAGCUUAUUCAGAAAGAAUACAGGUCGACGCGAUCGGUUGACGCUCUGACAGCCUUCGUCAAAUAUCAGUUGUCGACGGCGAUCAACGAGUUCACGAAUCAAGACCAGCUUACUGCCGCUAUGGACACUACGAAAAGAAAUGUGGUGGCAUGGGUGAAAAGAGGUGGAGAUGAGUACACGAAUCUCAAAAAAUUUUUUUUUCGCUCGCGAGAGGAAUGUGUUUUCUGGGUGGCAAACUGCAGGACGCUACACUGCUCACUCGCUGAGAAUACAGCUGUCCUUACUAUGAGCCUUACGAUCCGCAAGAGCAGAAGGUACAUUGUGCUGUUUUUCGGAGAACGCAACUCACUGCUAAAAUAA